Molecule: messenger RNA, 849 nt
Organism: Panicum virgatum (switchgrass)
Lineage: Eukaryota; Viridiplantae; Streptophyta; Magnoliopsida; Poales; Poaceae
Product: myosin-binding protein H-like
Exons: 3
Coding region: 1-651 (216 amino acids)
Source: RefSeq, a predicted model, not a curated record
AUGAGAGGUUGGAGCAGGCCGCCGGCGGGACUCCGCAUCGCCGCCGUCCGGCAACCUGAGCCGCCGCUCUCCCCUCGCCGGCCCCUCCCCUCCGCACCCAUCGCCGGCCCACCGCCCACUCGCGCUCGCGCUCGCCACGCGCCGCUCGCCCACUCGCCGCCGCCGUCGUUCCCGCCGUCUCCGUGCGAGGCGUCGGCCUCCCUCCGCCCCCGCCCCCGCUGCAGCGGCUCCUGCUCGCGCCGGCCCUCCACGCCACAUCUACAGCAGAGGGAGAAGAGGGGGGGGGGGGGGGGGGGGGGGCUAGAGGACGAGCACGUGCACGAGGCCCGCCGCCGGAACGAACUCUCCCACGAAGCCGGCGCCCCGGACGCCGCCGCCGCCGAAGCAGCAGCACCGCCUGCACUGCCUCGCCCCAUCUCGGCAUCACCUCGCCACGGCGCCACCCUUCACCUCCGCGAGCCGCCCGGUAGGAGAAUUGAAGAGCGACGACGACGCUUGUUGCCUGAAACCGUGGAGAUGCUGACCUGCAUAAAAGAUUGGGAGCUGGGAGAUAGAAGGGAACAACACUCUGUGGACAACCCAGAUUUGGAAGUCUCGUUCAUAAAUUUGUAUCAUGAUAAAAAGGAAUCUGGGGCUGCUGAUGGUACUUAGUGUUUGUGAGAGACUGAGUGUGAAGAGAGUGAUCUGUACUGUCAUUGUGAGACUUUUGAACAAUGGUUUGUAAUACUUCUUUCUAGGGUUUCUCACAAGGGUGAGUUUUACCUAUAUAGGUUUUUAAUGAGGCAGCAUUGUAUAAAUAGCUCAUUUAUCAUAAUUCUUUUGUCUGCCUGGUGCUUUUGAUUUGGAAUU